Messenger RNA from Striga asiatica, 699 nucleotides. Lineage: Eukaryota; Viridiplantae; Streptophyta; Magnoliopsida; Lamiales; Orobanchaceae. The record is from the annotation of a GenBank genome assembly.
UUGGCGGCGGCGGCCUCGGAGUACGUCGAGAUCGAGAGCGGAUUGAGAUUCAGGGGAAUGGAUGAGCCGUCGCGGGAUUUAGAUACACUGAAACAGAUCCUCGAGGCAUUGCAGCUCAAGGGACUCCUGCACUCGGCGAGCGGCGGCCGCAACCACAUCGGUUACAAUUCCCACUCGCCGGCGCCGAGUCCUCGCCGGCGCCCGAGCCCGAGCCCGAGCCCAAUCACCACAGCCAGGAACGAAAGCAACGCAAUUGGAAGAAAAUCGAACUCGCUCGUGAAGCCCAAACCUGUGAGCGUCGAAACCCAACCGAGCCCGUCGAAAACCGGCGAGCCUCUCUGGUUCAGUCACCUAUUUUACGAAGAUGUGCCCCUGAGAAGUAUCAAAUUCUCAGUUGAAAACCCCCCAAACUCAAAUCUGAUUCCCGUCCUCCCGCAUCAACCUGUCACAGCCGUCUCCUGCCUCAGGCUAGCCUCGCCGUCGGAGUGCCUUUGGUUUCAGACGUCGCCGGAGCACCGGUGGAAUCGUGGCUGGUUGCGGAGGCGCUCCUCUUUGAAGGUGGUUGCAGCGGAGCUAGGCGGUGGUGGCGGCGGGAUGGUUCCAGGCAGAGGUCACCAACAGAACUAUCUUGCAAGCAUUGACGAGGCUAAAGGUUUAUGGGCUGAUCCUACCCGUGGAAAUCGGAACCCCAAGUCCUAG